GAAUGUGUCAACAAUGUUUUGUUUUGAAAUUUCAAAUUCAACCGAAAAGUUAUUAAAAGAAACUUGUUGAGCGAAUACCUAGCUUGUUUGUUGCAAAACCUGUUGGUUACUAUUUCCUAAAUUUGUUAGAAAAUACAAUUCGAAAUGCUUCCAUCGAGAUAUGUUCCUGGACAAUCAUCGGCCAUGCGAAAAUCGCGUUUGGAAGGCAAGCCAUCUAUGCUGCCCAAGCCUCGUCGGCCGGGCUCCACGGAGCGCCUGUCGGUGGAGCCUCGGCGGCCGAGUACCGCCGGACACCGCUCGAGCAGCGCGGAGCCCCCGAGAGCCACAUUCGGCGGCGGCAGGCUGAGUAGAGAAGCCUCCGCUACCAAACUGCCUUUAAAUGGUAGAUCAAGAUCACAGCAGGGAGACAGAUUCGGACAGUCAUCCAUGACCCCCUUGCGGUCCAGCCACUAUGCAUCCCGACCCACUACCACUCCUGUUCGGACACCGACUGAAGACCGAGCUCGUAACUGGCAGGCUUGUCUGGACAGAGCCUUGUCAUUUGUCACUAUGAAGGACCAAAGGCCCAUCUCGAGCGUGAGCUGGCAGCGCGGCGAGAGCGCGCGCGUGCAGCCGCGGCUGUGCGCGCGCGCGCUGCAGCUCAUGCGCCCGCUCACUAUCGCGCGCUUCGUGGACAUCGUCGGCGCGCUGCUCACCGCCAUCACCAGGGACGCCAAGCUCAACAACGACAACUAUGUCACCAAGAUGCCGCACCUGUCCAAGCGGCUGCUGUACCCGGGCGCGGUGUCCAAGUCGUGGCUGAAGGCCGUGAACACGCUGCACGCGUUCCCGCACGCGCUCGCGCUCAUCUCCUAUCUACUGGACAUGCUCACGCACAUCGAAAUGCCGGUGACCGACGACUGGCUGUACAUAGGAAAGGACGAUUUGUCUCGACUGCGAAGGGACUAUUUGGACAAAUGCUGGAUCAGGUUCCAAGAUCCCGGUCACCAGUUUGAGGAUCUAAAUGAAGAAUAUUUGCUGAACUUGAAGGCUCUGCUUGGAAAUGAUGAGGAGAAGAUUGUAGAACUGCAAGAAAUUAUUAAGAAGUACGAGGCGUGCCUCGAGGACGAGGCGGAGACUGCGGCGCGCGAAGGCGAGACGCGGCGCGCACAGCGUCGUGCAGCACUGGCGGGCGCGCGGCGCGCUGUGGCGGUCGCGCGCCGCGCGCUCAGCGCCGACCGCGAGGCGCUGCUGGCCGCCAGAUCCGACCACACAGAAGCGCUGAGGACCCUCGACGUGGAAAUAGAACGGGCGACAAUAGAUAGCCAACAACUGAAACAGGAGCUUGAGAGUCAGACCAUGUGUGUGACAGAGAGGACCAAGUUGCUGGACGAAGUGGACUAUUCUAACAGGGUGCUGGAUUCUAAACGCGAUCUGGCUGAACAGAUUGCCAAGAUGGUUCUGAGUAAAGAAACAGAGUUGGCAUUAUGGCAGAAGAAGACGCUGUCGAGUUGUGUGGAGUUCAAACAGGGACUCAUACAUCUGUCCGGUCAGUUCCCAGACUUGGCACUGAGUAUUGAUGAGAAGGAGCUGAUGGAGCCGGAGUGCGCGGCGCUGGUGUCGUCGGCGGUGGCGCGGCUGCGGCGGCGCGCGGAGGAACUCGCGGGCGAGCGCGCGCGCCGCGUGCACUCGCGCGUCGCGCGCGCGCGCCAGCGGCACGCUCACAUGGAGGAAACCCGCGCCAAAAUAUCCGAACUCAAAGCCACCAUAACCCGCGAACAAGAAUCCCUAGAAACCGAACAGGCCAUAGAAACUGCCGAAGCGAACGCUUGGUCCCAACAGUUACAGGAGAUCAACACAAAAAUGGAGGAACUAAAGAAAAAUCAAGAGGUUUAUAGCCAAGCCGAGUCAGAAUUGGAGUUUUGGGAGAAACAAGAAGUUGCUUGGAAUGAAAAAUUAAAAGAAAUGAGGGAAUAUAUAGUGUAUCAAAAGGCAGAGUGUGAUAGAAUGUUGGAAGCUGCUAAAGAGAAAAGAGCUAACAUGUUAAUGGAGUGUGUCAAACAGUGGAAUGGGAAGGUCGUCUUGUGAAUUUGGUCUUGUAACACAUACAAAAUAAAAAUAAGCUAUUUUAGACAUUAAUAAUGAGAUGAAAAAUCUAGUUAUACAGGAUAGACGUGAGUUCAAUUGAAAAUAAUAAUAUCAUUAUUAUUUUCAAAGUUAAUAAUUAAUUAAAAUUAAAAACUACAUGUGACAUGUAUAACAAUUCCAUCUGUAAAUAAGCUUAAUAAACAUAUUUUUUACAAGCAUUUAGAUAUUUUUAUCAACAGUUCACAUCGAAGUUUUUUUAAGUGUUUUAACAAAACAUUCUGAGCUAUUUUGUAACACCAAAGUAUUAUAAGGGCCUAAUCUAAAAACUAAAAUUAUGCUAAAUAAACAAAUAGCAUUUAAAUAGUUUAGACAAAAACACAUAGGUACAGACAAACAGAUUUGAUAGCUAAUAGAUAGACCCGUCAUAUGUUCCACUUCACUCAUACAAGAAAUAUGCGCGCGUAUUAGAAAUACACAAGAGACAAGACAGAGCGCUGAUAUUAUUUUGUUCCUCAUAACGUGCCCGGCCCAAUUUUAGAUAAAAUUUAUCAUAGACAUAGACGAAACCUUCAGUUGGCUACUUUUCAUCGUCUAUUUUUGCUAACGUUAACACAACUGUGCUUCCAAAGAAUUUUGUGGGUGCAUCGUAUGUAUAUAGUUAAAGAACCCUGAUCAAUCAUAGGCUACUUUUCAGCCCCCAAAUGACUAUAAUAGUUUCGUUUCGUCACGCGGGCGGAGCCGCGAACAAAAGCUGGUUUUGUAAAUAAAAAUGUUCACGAUUA
Molecule: messenger RNA, 2849 nt
Organism: Plodia interpunctella (Indianmeal moth)
Lineage: Eukaryota; Metazoa; Arthropoda; Insecta; Lepidoptera; Pyralidae
Gene: Ndc80
Product: Ndc80
Exons: 13
Coding region: 145-2067 (640 amino acids)
Biological process (GO): attachment of mitotic spindle microtubules to kinetochore
Cellular component (GO): Ndc80 complex
Source: RefSeq, a predicted model, not a curated record